Anthostomella pinea is the source of this 657-nucleotide messenger RNA. The record is from the annotation of a GenBank genome assembly. Lineage: Eukaryota; Fungi; Ascomycota; Sordariomycetes; Xylariales; Xylariaceae.
AUGCAAAGCCUCACCCUCCUCGCCCUCGCCGCCACCAUGGCGCCCCUGGCACUCGCGCGGCCGCAGGACCAGUCCACUGACGCCGACAACUCCGGGUACACCCUACCCAGCUCGGUCCCCGCCUCCGAAGUGCUCGCGGGCAUCUACGGGACCAAUAUCCCCACAAAAGCCACAGGCGCCGUGGCGACCUCGCUCGCCAGCGCCGUCUACAGCUACGAGGAAACCCUCGUGACCGACGCGGCCUACAAGAGCGUCGCCGACGCAGUCUACAUGGCGGCCGCGACGGCGUCCGACUCGGACGCCAUCUUCUCGCAGAUCGAGGGCGUCGGCGCCGUCAACGCCCCCUACACCACCGCCGACUGGUACAAGUCCGGCGUGCCCGCCAGCGCCCAGACCGCCUUCGCGAGCUACCUGGGCCAGUACAAGGCCGUCGAGUCGAGCGUGCUGGGUGGCGCGACGGGUAGUGCGACGGGUACCACCACGAGUGGAGGCGCGGCUAAGACGACGGGGACCGCGACGAAAGAGACCGGAACGGCGAGCAGCGAUGCCGCAUCUAGCAGCACGAGCUCUGGUGGUGCUUUUAGCCCUAUGGUGACUGGCAAGGCGAUGGCUGGCUUGGCGGUUGGUGUGGCCUUGGGUGUCGCUGCUGCGCUAUGA